AUGGACAUGGGAGGCCUUUCGUCGGGCGAAGAUGGCUCUGAUAGCGAGGAGAAGGCAGGAGAGGCCGUUGCUUCAGUGGAAAAUUCCGACACGGGUUGCGAGCAUUUUGAUGCAACAAACGCCAGCGAGCAGGACGAUAGCGAGGAGGCAAGCUUAGAAGACUCGGAUGAGUGGCAACCAGCGCCGAAGCGCUCAAAGCAGCUGGGCGAUACACACACGCUCGACACGGAUGACACUGAGGAUGAGUUUGAGGACGCCGUCUAUACGGGCGGCGAGAACGCCGUGGCCAGUCUCCGUGCAGCAGAUGCCGUUGAUUUGACUGGCCCUACACCACCAGUGGCGCGACCUUCCGGCACUAUCUCCUUUACGUUGGAUGCAGCCGACGAUGAGAACACCGUCACCUCUCAGUCUGCCGAGGACCGGGCCUUUGAACUUUCGCUUGGACGCAUGCAGGCGGAGCUGCAGCAACACAUGCACCAAACCCACACCCUUUGCCUAUUGUGGCGGUCGGCCCGGCAGCAUCACGCAAUCACAAGUGCAACGCUGCAAGCAAGUCUUCUAUCACUCCUCCCGCGUACUCUGGCCGUGAAUGACAGCCUAGAUGUCAAGUCAGCCUGCGAUCUAUCAAAGUGGCUACGGCGCUAUACGGUUAUUAUUCCUCCUCACGAGUCAGCGCGCAUCAGCCAAUCGACAGCUGCAAGCCCGAUCUUAAUAUCCAGUGACGACGAGCCUCAAGCUGAAACGGAUCAAUAUUCGCAUCAUUCGGCCUCCCUUCAUGCCUGGCAUCAUGGUCCAAUCCGUCUUGGCGGCCGGCUGUUGACCUCGUUUGAAACAGCCAGGCAAACUCCUGAACAGGCAUCUCUGACUUUUACGGCACUUCUUCGUGCGCUAGGAUAUCGAGCUCGCUGGAUAUGCGCUUUGCACCCAUUACCCCUCAGUGUGCCCCGAGAAAACUCCAUCCUCAGUGCCCGGCGAACCCGGCGGGCUUCCGAGCCUGGCGGGCGCAACGGUGUGAAAGAGGCGCCACGCUUGUUGCCAGACCAAAGAACUGAUAGUCAUCCCUCUCCAAGUCCUCGCGACCGUCGAGCUGACUCCAGAGAAGGCUCACUGCGGGUUGAUUCCUGGACAGAGUUUUAUAAUGACAAUGCGAGCCAGUGGGUUCCAUUGUGCUCUAUCACAGCCCCAAUCCUGGGUUAUUGCAAGGGCGAGGCGAUAUAUGCGCGAUCCGACAUUGUUGCACUGCUAUCUCGCUGGCAGCUGCAGAAGAUGGGUUUUGUCGUUCGCGAGAGCGAGAAGCCACUUCGAGUUGUUCCCGCGCGUCAUCGAGGGGCUGCUGGAGAUGCCUCUCGAAUGGAUGCUGAGGAUGGUCAGCCUGUUGAGCUCUUUGCUGAUUAUCAAUUGCAGCGAUUUGUUGCACCCCUAGUCGUAGAUGGAACGAUUCCCACUAACAAAUUUGGCACAGUGGACAUGUUUCAACCUCACAUGUGCCCGAAAGGUGCAACGCACAUUCGAGGGGACACUAAUGGCCUCGGCAAGGUGGCAACACAAUUGGGCAUUCACAGCGCGCCGGCGGUCAUUGAUUUCCGAUACACCAAAGGCCGUAUGCUUCCCGUGAAAGUACGCUGUAUCAUUUCUUUGGACCCAUU
Molecule: messenger RNA, 1646 nt
Organism: Monosiga brevicollis MX1
Lineage: Eukaryota; Choanoflagellata; Craspedida; Salpingoecidae
Exons: 8
Biological process (GO): nucleotide-excision repair; mismatch repair
Cellular component (GO): XPC complex; nucleus; cytoplasm
Molecular function (GO): single-stranded DNA binding; damaged DNA binding
Source: RefSeq, a predicted model, not a curated record